Messenger RNA from Leptosomus discolor (cuckoo roller), 726 nucleotides. Lineage: Eukaryota; Metazoa; Chordata; Aves; Leptosomiformes; Leptosomidae. The record is from RefSeq and is a predicted model, not a curated record.
AUGGCGUCUUUAAAUUUCCAGUUAAAAGAACUGUUUGCAUUAUGGGAACAACCCAUCUUCAGCACCCGAGCUCACGUCUUCCAGAUUGACCCAAACACUAAGAAGAACUGGGUUCCCACCAGCAAGCAUGCUGUUACUGUGUCCUACUUCUAUGACAGCACAAGAAAUGUCUACAGGAUAAUCAGUUUGGAUGGCUCAAAGGCAAUAAUAAAUAGCACUAUCACCCCCAACAUGACAUUUACUAAAACAUCGCAGAAGUUUGGCCAGUGGGCAGACAGCAGGGCGAAUACAGUCUAUGGCUUGGGAUUUUCAUCUGAACAUCACCUUUCAAAAUUUGCUGAAAAAUUUCAGGAAUUCAAAGAAGCUGCACGACUAGCAAAGGAAAAAUCCCAAGAAAAGAUGGAGCUAACAAGUACACCCUCUCAAGAAUCAGCUGGAGGUGAUAUUCAGUCUCCUUUGACACCAGAAAGUAUUAAUGGGACAGAUGACGAGAGAGCGACGCCAGAAGUGACGCAGAACUCGGAACCAAGGGCUGAACCAACCCAGAACGCAUUGCCAUUUACCCAUAGUUCAACAAUCAGCAAGCAUUGGGAGGCAGAACUGGCCACACUCAAGGGUAAUAACGCUAAGCUCACAGCAGCGCUGCUGGAGUCCACUGCCAACGUUAAACAAUGGAAACAACAACUUGCUGCCUAUCAGGAGGAAGCAGAACGUCUUCAUAAGCGG